AGUAUAUUUGGUUGGCGUUAUCGCCAGUAGAUUUUUACCCUUUCCACUUGCGGCCAUACUGCAGAGAAGAAGCAGCAGCGAAUUAGCAAUAACAUUACCCAGCGAAAACGCCCUGAAAACAAUGAGUGUUACGGCAAUUAGAUAGUUUUUAUUUGCACAAAGAUGAGCAGACACAUCUGCACCCGUUGGGCCUUUGACCUGUCCAGCUGGUCACCCACACUGCCCCAACUGAGCCAGGCGGUGGCUCUCGUUCAGCCUGAGGAACGCGUGCGUCUCAUGAAGUUUCACUUUAUCGAUGACUUUCUGUCCUCGCUAAUUGGUCGUCUAUUGAUGCGGAAAUAUGUGAGCACAUGCACCGGAUUGGCCCACCACCAAGUGCAGUUUGCUCGGGAUGUGAGGGGCAAGCCCUACUGGGUGAAGCAGGAGGAUUGCGAGGCGCCGCCGCUCAGCUUCAAUGUCUCCCACCAGGGAAACUUGGUUCUGCUGGCCGGUAUUACUAGCGAAAGUCAAGAUCCCGACUUUGGCAUUGGCACGGAUGUCAUGAAGAUCGAGUACAGCGGGGGCAAGUCCCUGCCGGAAUUCUUUCGGCUGAUGCGGACCAAGUUUUCGGAACACGAAUGGAGGUACAUUGGAAGACCCCAGCACAACGAGCGGUCACAACUAAAGGCUUUCAUGCGGCACUGGUGCUUGAAGGAGGCCUAUGUCAAGGAGCUGGGAGUGGGCAUUACUGUGGACCUGCAGAAGAUCAGCUUCUCCGUGGACACCACCCAUAACCUGGGGGAAGAGGUUUCUCCCCUCAUUGGCACCACCCUGCGUUGUAACGACAAGCCCAUGGACAACUGGCAUUUCGAGGAACACUUGCUGAAGGACGAGUACUGCGCGGCCAUUGCAUUCCGAAAUUGCCAGCCGCAGGAGCAUGGCCGAUUUAAGAUGCUUAAAAUUGAAGAACUUCUUGUGAAGAGCCAGGAAUCAGAGCUUGAAGAAGUGGUUUCCUACUGCCAAAGGGCUUUAGUUAAGCCGCACAAGCGCUCAUAAGAAAUACAUAAUUGUAUUUUUCAAGGAAGAGUGUUUUGAAUCGACUAUAUAAUGAUAUUGCAUUUAUAAUAAGAUUAACUUCCCGUGAGAAGCAAAGAAUGCCUUAUAACAAAUUUAAAGCAUAGGUAUUUAUUCUUUGGAGACUUUUUGAAUUGUGCAAGGAAUCAGAGCAGGAGAAAGUGCUGCCCUAGAGCUCAAAUUAAGUGAUAUCCCAAAGCAGACAAUUGUUAUCCGUAGAAUAAACAUGCAUUUACAUUACUAUUCCAAUAGUUUUGCCCAAAAUCGAAUGACUUGUAA
This is a messenger RNA of Drosophila serrata, 1332 nucleotides long. RefSeq names its product L-aminoadipate-semialdehyde dehydrogenase-phosphopantetheinyl transferase. Gene Ontology annotation, molecular function: holo-[acyl-carrier-protein] synthase activity; magnesium ion binding. The record is from RefSeq and is a predicted model, not a curated record. Gene Ontology annotation, cellular component: cytosol. Lineage: Eukaryota; Metazoa; Arthropoda; Insecta; Diptera; Drosophilidae.